AUGUCGAAUAUUGCGAAAAUCGCAUCCACUUUUUCACUAACACCCACGGUGGGCCCGACUUUGAUCUUGGGUCGGGCCAUUUUGUUCGCAAUUCUUGUCUUUUUAUUGAAAUUCCUUUUGACCAAGCGUCAGAGUUCCAAGACUCAAGAGCCUUUCGGUGUCCCAGCCAAGCAAGCAGAAUAUGUGACUACUUUUCCUCCAUCCCAACGGUCGGCCCUACGUGAUAUAUUACGGAACGCGUCAUGCGUGUCCGGCACAGAUGAUCCGACAGUUUUGGCUCGAAAUGUUCUUGAUCUAAACGCACAUUAUCGCUCCGCUGAUCCCUCCAAGCUGAUCUUCACAGGUUUUAGUGUUGGAGAGAUUCGUGCGUUAGGAAACUUUCCAGAUUAUGCGAAGUUAUCGGGGGUGCCGUUACCUACUCCAGUCUUUGAUUUCGACCUGAAAAAAGCAUUACCGAGGCCGUAUCGGCCUUUUCGAUGGGCCUAUCACCAGACUAUGUCAUUGAAAAGGCUAGAGCCCGACUACUGGAUCGAGAUUGAGAAUAAAUACGCGAAACGCAUCAAGCAACGACAGGAGAUCUAUGCAAAGCAUGGUAAAGAUGUUUUGAAUGCAUUAUCAGGAUCCGAACUUGCCUGCAAAGAGAUAAUGGAAAUGGCAUUGCAGUUUGUCUGUGCCCGGUACCCUCGACAGUUUGAGUUAGUGGACGGCAACAGGACGCUGGUGAACCACAUUCUAAACACCAGAGAUGACCUUGCGAAAAAGGACCCCUUGCUAGUCCUGCUAGACAACAUUCCUGAGGACUUCUGCAUGAUGCUCCGAGAUCCAACCACUGGAAUGUAUUGCUUCAGGGCGGGCAUCAUCUGCUCCUCUGUUGGAUGGUAUCUUGGCGACAAAAUGGGACUCGGCAUGCCAGCAAUCCAUAAAACGGUCCCUGAUUAUAAGGAGAAAAUGGAGUUUAGUAUGGAUCGAUUUUUUACUCAAAUGCCAACUGACAAGCCAAUCCAAAGAGGGUCCUGGGCGUUUGAAAUUGGCGAGCCUCUCUACCUGCCACCGCAUGACCCCGAAUUCAAUAACAGAAAUCACCAGGAGCAGUCACUUCGUCCGGAAGACAUCUCCCUGCGCGUUGAUUGGCAGACAUUGCGUCGGCUUCCACUUUCGGGGGCCGUGGUAUUCAACUUCAAGGCUCUCUUUACGCCGAUCACGGAAUUCCGAAAUGAACGAUAUGUGCCAUCGUUGAUCCUCAAGGUAUUGAGCGAGGGCAAUGAAGCUAUUUUGAAAUAUAAAAGCACAUGGCAUGUGGAACACGUUAUCAAGCCAACUUUGGUGGAAUACGAAAGAUAUCAGAAGGAAAAUGGGUUGAUGAACAAAAAUUGGGAGCCAGAGACACUCGCUGAGAGCCCCUUUUUCCCUGGCUGGGAAGAUAAAUGGAAGCUUAGUACUGCACAUGUGGAUGCUAGUAUUUUCUAG
Molecule: messenger RNA, 1467 nt
Organism: Penicillium malachiteum
Lineage: Eukaryota; Fungi; Ascomycota; Eurotiomycetes; Eurotiales; Aspergillaceae
Product: heme-dependent oxidative N-demethylase family protein
Exons: 3
Coding region: 1-1467 (488 amino acids)
Source: RefSeq, a predicted model, not a curated record